This is a messenger RNA of Spea bombifrons (plains spadefoot toad), 554 nucleotides long. RefSeq names its product 5-hydroxyisourate hydrolase-like. Gene Ontology annotation, molecular function: hydroxyisourate hydrolase activity. The transcript has 4 exons. The coding region runs from base 108 to 467 and encodes 119 amino acids. The record is from RefSeq and is a predicted model, not a curated record. Gene Ontology annotation, biological process: purine nucleobase metabolic process. NCBI's taxonomy places the organism in Eukaryota, Metazoa, Chordata, Amphibia, Anura, Pelobatidae.
GGAAGUAACACUCGGUGCUUUCGCUCCCAACUCGGGUGAGUGCGGUGGGCCCCGGAUUGCUAAGUAGCUUCAGGGAGCAGCGAUGGUGGCGCGGGAGCAGCACGGCAAUGUCUGGAGGGGAAGUCAGUAUGCUGAGCACUCAUGUCCUGAAUACAGCCCAAGGCGUCCCGGCAAAAGGUCUAACGCUGACCCUGUUAAAGCACGAUGCCUCUCAGAGCAAAUGGCAGCAGCUAAGCAGAAGUGUUACCAAUGAAGAUGGCCGCUGUCCUGGGUUGCUGCGUGGAGAGCCCCUCACCGCAGGCGUGUACCAGCUUCGCUUUGAUACUGGAGAGUACUGGAAGCAGCUGCAACAGGAGAGCUUUUACCCUUACGUAGAGAUCGUUUUUACCAUCACAGACCCAAAACAGAAAUACCACGUUCCUCUUCUUCUCAGUCCGUACUCCUACUCCACCUACAGAGGGAGCUAGAGAACAGACGCGUGCCGCUAGUGGAUAAUCGUAACCAAAUUGAGUAAUGGAUUUCUGUUAAUUUGCUAAUAAACUCCUUGUACUUUA